Molecule: messenger RNA, 7535 nt
Organism: Physcomitrium patens
Lineage: Eukaryota; Viridiplantae; Streptophyta; Bryopsida; Funariales; Funariaceae
Source: RefSeq, a predicted model, not a curated record
UUUCCAAGUUCCUCGGUUCUGGACAAGAACUAUCCCGCCCCACUCCCCGAGACGCAUUUUUGAAUUUCUACCUCAACGCAGCCGGGUAGGCAGACUGGCAGGUACGAAGGCGUCGCCGCAAUUGUGUGGGUGAUCACGAGUAUUAUCUGCGUCGACGUCGUAGCGGGGGCUUCCCCAAGCUUUUCAGUUCUUGUCGCAGUUCCGAGUGUUCCCAGUUCUUCGUGGAACUGGUCUUCAGGAGUCGCCACUUCAGUCAGGGAAGGAAUGAUCCGCUGGAACGUUGCGGAAACGAUUGCAGUUGCGCUGUCUGUCGACUCUCUCCAGAGCCUUGCCGGGAAUUAGCGGAGAGAGCUUCAGAAGUUCCGACAAGAGGGGAACCCCUUUGUUUUAUGCGAGCGGGCUAUAUUUGAGUUACCUACGUCGAGGAACUAGUGAGUACUUUUGAUCGAGGAGGACUGGAUGUGGAGGGACAAGGCGCACUCGGGAAUGCUUAGCUGGUUGGCUGUAGUUCGUUUGCGCAGCUUGGGAACAUGCUCAUUAAGCCAUUUCUCAAUACUUAUUAUCGUGCGCGGUGACAAGUAGUGGCCUUAAUGCUUAGUUUCUUCUAUUUCUCACAAUUGACAACUCUACGGCUGUCAUGGAUACUCUAGGGUUUCCGAUCUUUUGUUGAGGGCUAGCUGGUGCGGUGACAGAUGGUUGGAAGUGGGGGGCCGAUCCUAACGUGAAAUGUAAAGUUGACGGAGAAGUGAGUGAAGGGCCAGGGUAUGCCAUAAUAUCAGUAGCCUUGUAAGAUGGAGGCAAUCCUUCGUACCGUUUUGCUGCGGCAGCAGCAGAUGGCAACGCAAUGGGACGCAGAGUUCGAGCAGCAGAAGCAGCUCUUUCACAUCAAUACUUCUACCUUGAUUGACAUGCUACCCGUUCAACCAAGAAAGAAGCGACACAAGGUUGACAGUUAUCGUCAGCAACCUGGGCCCACUCCAAGCCAUGAUAAGGAGAACUUUAUCGGAUUGCAGGGCUUUCUUCCGAGCAAUGGUUUUUUGGAGUCCCCUAAGACCAAAGCUCCGCAUUCUAGAGGACUUGCCAAACGAGAUCUUAAUACGAGGUUUUGUGACAAUGAUGUCAAGUCCGCCGGUCGUAUGGAGGUUAAACCAUUGGAGUCACUCGGUCAACCAUCUCUCUAUCAAUCAGCGUGGCGAAACUGCUUGGAUGCCGAUAAUCCAGAGCUGAACACUAGAAUUGUGCAUGGCGUUAGAGAUAUCAGUCAAGUCACUUCUCGUCAAGUGUCUGUCAAAAUUGAAGCUGAUGAAGGUGGAUCCUGCGACAUUCGAGUCCCUUCAGCCAGUGAAGUCGAAAUUAGGAAGAGAUCACGAGGAGGAGAGGAUAAAUCUAUUGCAUUGCAGAUGUCUCAUGAAGAGAUCCCGGACGCCCCUGUGGAAGAUGAGAAGCAAGCAGAUCGUAUUGCAAUAGCGGAUGUUGGCGAGGAGAAUUCGAAGUCCAAAAGGGCCCGGAAAGUAGGAAUAAACAAUGAACGCUCGGUGGAGGUCAAGGAUCAGUUGGAGAACGCUUCUGGGGAUUCAGAAGUCGUCAAAGCUGUUGAACCUGAGAUCGAAAGCAAUGUGGGAACUGGAGAGACAAUGCCAAUUUUUGGCGCGGAUGCGGAUGUAGUGAAGGUUGAGAUUGAACCUGUGAAUGUUAGUAAGGCCCCUUCUCGCAGGGGACGGGCAGCUAAAUGUACAUCUACAGCAUCUCGAGCCGCUAUGGCGGCGGUUGGGUCGGAUGUUGUGAGCAAAGAACCUGUUCGGAGAGGGCGGUCUAAACAAGCGUCCACAGUUUCUGGAGCAGCAGUGCCGCAGAUUGCCCCACGAGUUACACGAUCUAGGGCUCGCAAGGCUGAAAGCGUGGUGGAAUCGGAAUCAGGAAUUUGUGAACAGUUGUCCUCUUCCCAGGUGGCUUGUAAGGCGUCAGAUCUGCAAGGGGGCGGUGGCGCAGUUGUUUUGCCUCGUGUAGGAGCCGAUUUUCCUGUGGGAGUGGGAAAUUCUGAGCUCAAGCCCUGCCAUUCUUUGUCGCAUUGUAAGGAUGAAGAACAUGACAGGUCGUCGAAACUGGUUUUAAGGCCGCAGAUCGAGAAAUGUGAUCAGGUCGAUGUGAGCACGUCGGCAGAAAAGAUUUCCAACGACGUGCAGCGUUCCAGUAAAGCGUCUCAAUCCAGAUUACAGAAACCGGUCACCCGAUUCGCACGCAAGGGUUCUGAGAUUAGUCCAGUUGCUCUUGGAAUGACCCAACCGGAUGAUGCAAGUAAUUCAGCACGUAUUACUUCCCAAGAAGACACAGUCUUUCCAGUUCCGAAAACCGAAGUGGAGGGUGUGAGGGUGGAUUCUCGGAUUGCCGAGGCCCGUGCGAGUGCUGGGAAUGUUGCUGUCUACCACGUGAAAAAUGAUCAGCACAUGAGUCUAUCACAACUGGAAUUAAGGCGAAUUGAAGUGGGUGUUGGACAACGAGAAGUUGAUCUUACGUCUGCAGCUAUUCCUUUCGCAAUGCGUGAUGCAACGGAGCGACAAGUCAGGAAUGAAUUUUUGACUUUGCUUGAUGCUAGAACUGCCAGAGAGGUGACAGGAAAGAUUGCCCCAUGUAUAGCUGCUCUUGAAGGGGAUAUAUUGCCUGAUGCUGUCUACAAGGAUCUAACAAAAGGAGGGUCACAGUCGCGAUGUGAUAUGAUUGGGGAUAAUAGGCAUGCAAGUAUCAGUGAAGCCCAGCAUCUUUCAGCACGUCUUGCCUCAUGUGAAGCAGCAGAGCUCUGUCACGGUAAAGACGUCACGCAGCUUUCUAAUGCUCCCAGCAGUAACGAGAUGGGAGCUAGAAAAGUGCUGCUUUCAGAGACAAUGAAUGACAACAUCUCGCACAUGAAGCAAUCCAGUGACCCAGUGGCUUUCCAAGAGAAAAGCUCCUUGGUAAGGUCUCGUCAGUCCUCCCACAAGGUUGAUAGAAUCGCUUCCGUUACCUCUCUGGAUCUAUCUGAAGCCGGGAAAGAAGGCUCAGCCGGUAAUGUGGAAUUGCAAACUGCUGCAUGUGUGGCUAGAGAGCCGACUCCGGCUGGAAGAGAUGAAUCAAGAGAAAAUCCACUGAAAGAUGUGGUCGCCUCUGAACAAGAAGGAAUGGAAGACCACAAUGUCAUCGAAAAACGUAGUAAUGAGGCAAACGUACUCUUUGCAAAGAGGACUUGGCAGGUGAAGAGAGCGAGUAUGCAAGAUGCCUUCAUGGGUACAACAUCAGAAGGAUCACGCGUGAAUGAACCGAACGAUUUAAAAGAAUUUGAGGACGCAGGAUCCACAAUGAAUAUGGCUCGCGAACAAGGCCACUCUGACGCAGUCUCACCAGUUAGGUACUCUGAAGCAAGAGCCAUAGAAGAGGCAAUGGGAUGUUCCCUGGAACAGGAGUUUCAUCCUGAGGUCACUCUUACCUUGAACCGCUUUCAGUUUCGAAAGAGGUUGUCACCUAGGUCCAAGGCGAGGGCACGGCGUUGGAGAUCUGAUGUUGCAACUAACGGUGUGGAUUAUGUAAGAGGCCAGUCGUCUGAUGCUCCCGCAGCUUCUCCAAGCAAAGCUAUUUCAUCCAGAGACCGUUCCCUUGAAGGUGUAGCGUACGAAACCUUCCUGGAGGCACAGUCACCAAACCCUGAGGAAGCUUUGCAACAAAUUGAGCCAGCUUUCAGUUUUGGUGCUCUGAAGUCUGUCGACCAAGCAGAUACAAUUCCCCGCCAGGUGGAACAUCUGGCAAGAUCUUCGAACAUCAUAGAAAACGGUUCGCAGGCAGAGGAAAGCUGCAGACGUUCUAUUGCCACUCUUUGCAACGAGGUUUGCACCCAAACUUUUCAAGAUGGAGAAGUAGGCGACAACACUGUGGAGUAUGAAAUUAUGGAAACAGCCAACGAGAAGAAUGGGAAUUCUUUGAGUCCUCUGCCUUUACUUCGGAGUAUUUAUAUGCUCAGCAAAGCCUGUCAGAAUGAUAUGGCAGGCGCCCGUGGGAUUCUUGAAGAUGAGGAUCAACAGCAAGUUCAUACUCUAAUAGAGAGUGCAAAGAAGAUUAUAGAGCAGCUUUCAAGUAAGAGAGCUCACGCAGUUGGAGCACUGCCGACGACACCUGCUUCUACACACCCCGCACUCAAAGGCUCCAGGUUCAAUGACCAUACAAACUUGUAUCCUGAUCGGUUCAGGCUAUUUAUCACUCCGAAACCCUCCUCAGCUCCCCCCUCAAUGUUGCCUUCGUCAUCGAACAUUUUCCCUGUCGUUGUUUUGCAAGAUGACAUCGAAGUGAAUUCUCCACCAGUGAAGCACCUAAAUCAGGAGAUCAUGGAGCAGGAUUUUGUUACACGCCCGUGUCUCGAUUCGAUUUUGCCGGGGUCAGCCAUUUCUUCUGAUAACAUUGAAAGCCCUGCUCGUGCGAAGUCCUGUUCCCUUGCAGAUGAUGGUAAACUACAAACAACGUCGUGUACUGAUAACAGUCAGUCGAAGGAAGGCGUUUAUGUCCCGGCUUCUGAAUCUGGAUUGGAAAUGUCCAGACUGAGUGAUUCAGUACAUAAACACCGUAAUUCAGAUGCUCUUCCAAAUACAAUCGUUUGUGGCGCAUUAGCCAUUGGCUCUGCAAGCGCUCAUCCAGGUUGUCAGAAAGAUGGAAUUUUGAAGUCAUGCAAUGGGAGUAAACAAUCUACUAGGGGUCCGACAGGUACAGUUGAUACUGUAGAGCAUUCGACCCGCCAAACUGACAAUCCAGAUCCCUGGAGUUUCAAGACUAUUGGUGUUGCAGAGAAUUCAACUGAAACCAUGUCGCGUUUCUCUGCUCAAUCGAAAGACGAUGUUGUAGGGACUUACUCCACUGCAAAGGACGUUCUCCACCUCCUUGGGACAGAAUCUUUAAUCAGCCACCCUACUCACCUACCUACGCCUGUGCAAAGUCUUCGAUUUUCUCCCGGAUGCGCGUCCAAUCAUCACAGUAAGACUUCGCUCUCAUCUAAAAAGGUUCAUUUCGAAGCUGGAGAUCCUGAAGUGACCGCUGCUAUUUAUGAGGGAGAUUCAAGGAUUCCCUGUUCUCCAGUCUUCAUUGUAAAACAAUCUGGGCAAGAUGAUUCUUGUCACGUGCUGGGGACUUCUAUAGCCGUUCCUUCAUUUCCUCAUCUUGAAUUCCAGAAGACUGUGAUACCUGAAGCGGAAACUUUUAUUCCAGACAGCACUUCAGAACCCUCGAAUGAGCUUGUGUUGCACUCUCAGCUUAAGUUGACUUCCUCUCCUGCCUCUAUGUUGCGAGUUGAGCCGCAGUGCUCGUCAAAUCUGAUCAAUGCUGUCCCUGGCUCCUUAGCAAGCAAUCCAGGUCUCCCUCGUUCAAAUUUGGUGUCUAGCAUGCGUUCUUUCAUACCGCUUGUGCAGCAUCAGCAACCUGCCGCUCCUUAUCCGAAUGGAAAACGUGAUGUGAAAGUGAAAGCGUUGGAAGCGGCUGAAGCAGCUAGAAGAGCGGCGGAACAGAAAGAGUUAGAGAAGCAGGAGCGCAAGAAGGCCGCAGAGUUGGCGAAACGUGAGAAGCUGGAAAGAGCUGCACAAGAUAAGUUGGCCAAAAAAGAAAAAGCUGCGCAAGAGAAGCUGCUUCACCAAGAAGCACGAGCCGAGGAAUCUAACAAGCGGAAAGCCGUCGCUGCAGGCACUACUAAAUCGAUUUUGGUAGACUCUGCUACUUGUAAAGGGAGUAGUAACCAGAAUAUGCUUGUGAAGGUCAAGAAAACAUAUGAGCUGAAGUUGAAGAUGGACCAGGACAAGCAAGAGAGACUUCUAGAAGAGCAGCGUCGCAAAGAGGAGGAUUGGAAGAAAAAGGAGGCAGAGAACGCUGCCCGGAAACGCAAGCAUGAAGCUGCGGAGAAAAAAGAAAAGAUGGAGAAGCGAAGGCGCCUCGAAGAAGUCAUGAAGGCGAAUCGAGAGAUGGAAGAGCGGCAGAGAUUGGAGUUAGAGAGGAAGGCACAGAAGCAAAAAGCUCUGGAGGAGAUGGAAAAGGAACGAAAGACUAUUGAGGAGGAGAUAAAGCGGCAGAAGCGAUUGGAAAAAGAAAAGGAGGUCGAGCAACGGCGGAAAAAGGAGGAGGAGAGGGAGCUAGCAUGGUUGGAAUCGAAAGAAGCCACUCGGAAGCGGAAAGAAGAGGCUGCCAAACAGUUGAAAUUACUUGAAUCUGAAGGGUAUCAACAAGCUGCGAAGAUUCUUCGCUCGUCUGAAGAUCCUACAGUUCCUGUGGCUGGUCCGUAUCAUUCGUUUUUAGCCUCACUCCAUACUGCUAUGGGCGUUGGGGAUGGCAUAGGGGCUGCCCUACCUUCUGGUGUCAACAACCUCGUUGACCCUCAGAGACCUAGCUCUCACAGCCUGAUCGGGCAUCCGCUACGAGUUCCUCAACAAAGUGGUGAAGGUGCAGGGGCUUGUAGAAACUCACAGACAGCAAUGCGAGUGCCUCGUACAACUCCCGAGGGCGCUCAUGGUGUUUCAAGUACGAUAGUGGGGUCCGGGCAGCCUCUAUUUCGUACACCUCCUGAGGCUUUUGGUAAUCCUACAGGGGCUUCCAUUGUCGUUACAGGCGGAAUUGUUUCAUCAACUAAAGUCUUGAGAGAUAGGGCCAUCAAUGUUCCGCAAGAUCAACAUGGCUCGAAAACUGGAGUCAAUGCUGUGGCGUUAGGCAGCAAGCUAACUAAACCUGUACAUAAUGGUUUUUCAGGUCCUCCGGGAGGUGUGAUUAGACAAGGGGAUAAAGGGCUGCAGUCGUAUGAGAUUUCACCCUAUCGAGAUUCUGAAGAUGAAGAUUCUGAUGAGGAAGAGAAACGAUCCCAAAAACCGAUUCCACAAUGGGCAAGGAAAGAGCAUAUUCUAUCGCAACUCGUGAGACAGCUUGAACAAGAUCCCGAUGACAUCUUUAUUGGUGCCAGCUCAUGCAGCCUUGACGAGGUAUUUGAAGUCAAAGGAUCCAAGAAAAGGCCGGACUUCAAACGAAGAGGCAGCAGUGGUGACUGGGUGAAGGAUUGUUUAACUUGGCAAGAGCAGAUCCAAUACAAAGUGACUAUGGGGUACCUUCAUUAGUUCUGCAUCUCGCAGAUUGUGUAUUAGCGCUGUGCUCCUUGAGUUUCGGACCCUGGUAGUGCCAAUAUCGGAGAGUUGAUCUCUUGAUCAUAUUGCACGAAAUUGUUAACCCAGCAGCGUAACUUAACAACCACCCUAGCUCUUGCAGAUUUCACUAACGUAUGAACUUAUUAUUCAGUUCGCCUUUCAGUGAUUUUAGUUAAAUAGUAGUACAGUAGUUUCACAAUUAGGAGCACAUUUACGAACUUCUGUACAGAUUGUUUCCAGAUCAAUACCUCAAAUAUACCAUUGACAGACCUCAAAAGGGUAUACAUACGCAUGCUGAACUAAUCAAUAUAAGUAGAGCAGUUGAUUCUGUCUUGGUAGAUUAGCCUGCUCGCCGCAAUUGGUUAAAACAAAUUGUUGAAUUUCUAAGCCGUUUGGUGACGAGGCCUGUUC